CUGGCCGGGGUUUGGUCGGUGAGGCAGGGGGGAAGUACGAAGCUGGUCCCGGGUGAUGAUGGAGCUGGAGUCGGCCAGUAACAGAGGCGAACUGGGAGCGGUGGGAGACUCGCUCCAACCACAGACCCCGAGCAGACAUGAAAAAAGCCUCGGGCUGCUCACUACCAAGUUUGUGACUUUACUGCAGGAGGCGAAGGACGGAGUGUUGGACCUGAAAGCUGCAGCAGACACGUUGGCAGUGCGGCAGAAGCGACGAAUCUACGACAUCACUAAUGUGCUGGAGGGAAUUGGACUAAUAGAGAAGAAGUCCAAAAACAGUAUCCAAUGGAAGGGUGUAGGUCCGGGCUGUAACACCAGGGAGAUAGCCGAUAAGCUGAUUGAUCUGAAGGCUGAGUUAGAUGACCUGGCUCUCAGGGAACACGAGCUUGACCAGCAGAGAGUCUGGGUCCAACAGAGCAUUAAGAAUGUCACAGACGACUCCAACAACAGCCCUAUGGCAUAUAUUAAACAUGAAGACCUCUGUGGAGCUUUCAAAGGUGACACACUCCUAGCAAUCCGUGCUCCCAUUGGCACACAACUAGAAGUGCCCAUACCAGAAGCUGUCCUCAACGGACAAAGAAAGUACCAGAUACGUCUGAAGAGUUCGUCUGGUCCCAUCGAGGUUUUGCUGGUCAAUAAGGACCCGUCCAGUGCCUCUCCUGUUGUUUUGCCCGUCCCUCCUCCAGAUGACGUCCUUCAGAACCUCCCAGCACCGACGCCUACCUCCCAGCUGCCCUCUUCUGCCUCCCAGGCCCCUAAAGUAGCUCUAGCCACUUCUACAAAACCUGGUGUCACCACAACAUCAGCUGUUGCCAACCAGACAGCCUCAGUGACAGAAGUGAUGACUACCACGCCACUCACCCCAACAACAGACACACCCUCUACAGUUACUCAGCAACUUCAGUCCUCUGCCUUGUUGGAUGGAUCCGUUUCCUCUUCUGCCUCUGCAGUAUUUGAACCAAUUAAGUCGGAUCCCUCUGAAUUGUUGGACUUUCCCAAAGAGCUCUCUGAAAUGUUUGAUCCAACAAAAGAGAUCAUGGGUGGAGAUCUGUUGGAGGACUUGAUGUCAUCAGAAGUGUUCUCGCCUCUCCUCCGUCUGUCCCCUCCACCCAGCGACCACGACUACAUAUACAACCUGGAUGAGACAGAAGGCCUGUGUGACCUCUUCGACGUCCCCAUUAUCAACCUCUGACCCCUGAUUGUUGUCCGAGCGAGACACCGUUGCCCAAAUAUGCUAAUCUACCUUAAUUUUCUCCAAAUUUCCCCCCCACUGACAGUGAAGCAGAGAAGAGGUGCAGUGUUGAAGGACACCUCUGCAUUUACACUGUGAGCUCAGCCUGAGCUUGGUCAGACAGCAGCUCGAUGUACAGCCAUGUGAAGAAGUACAGGCGAGAACAAAACAUUUUAUUAACUGCUUUUCCAAGGAAAGUCAAAACAAGUGACAGAUAAUUAUAUUUUUGAAUUACUGUGUAUGAUGUGUAUGUAAGCGCUAUGUUUGUAUCAGCUUUCGCGUGCGCUUGUGGGUGAAUGUGUGUAGGGCAUGCUUUACGUAAGCGCGUGUGUGUGUGUGCGUGUGCAUGUGUUUAGUCAUGAACGCUUUUUUAAAGGACCAGUGUGUAGAAUUUUAUUGGCAUCUAGUGGUGAGGUUGCAGAUUGCAACCAAAUGAAUAGUCCUCCCCUCACCGUCCCCUUACAAGCCUGUAAGAGAACCCAGAGUGGCCAAAAAAAGAGAGAGAGAAAGGCCCAGUGUUUGGUUUGUCCAUUCUGGGCUACUGUAGAAACAUGACAGUGCAACAUGGCGGCCUCUGUGGAAGAGGACCCGUUCCCCAUGUAGAUAUAAAAGGGCUCGUUCUAAGGUAAUGAACACAACAACUCUUAUUUUCAGGUGAUUACACACUAUAAAAACAUUGUUAUAUAAUCUAUUAUUCAGUUUCUGCCAAGUCCGUUCCACUACACACAAAUUCUACACACUCCACUUUUAAAGUCAAGAUGUCUUCAGGAAGAAAAAAAAAGAGAAGCCCUUUUCCUAUCAGGUCAAGAGUCAUGGCAGACUUAACGGAGAACAGCCUUUAUCACCCGGCAGCUGCUCACGCAUGGCUUGUAUGAGUCCAAACACAGCUGGUUAAAUAUGCACUGUCCUCAUGUACAUAGAGAAUAUAUAUUUUGUAUUACCAGCACACCAGACUAUUGUGUAAUAAUGAACUACAUUUGUAACACAGAAAGAGCAAUAGUUUGCAAAUAAAACAACAACAAAAGAGAAGGUACCAGACUCAAAGCAAAAGUGCUUUUAAUCAUACUGAAUGUAUGAAGUGCUUGUUUUAUAAUCACAGAGGAGUAAUUCGUCUUAAUUAAACCUUUCAGUGUUUAAGUGUUGUUGCGCACCAGUUAGAGAAAGAGGAUGGUACUGCUGAGCUACUGAAGCCAGUACACGUUGUGACAUUAAGCUUGAAGGACCAAAAAGUGAUACAGGGUUUUG
Messenger RNA from Scomber scombrus (Atlantic mackerel), 2515 nucleotides. RefSeq names its product E2F transcription factor 4 (gene e2f4). Gene Ontology annotation, cellular component: RNA polymerase II transcription regulator complex. Bases 56 to 1231 code for a protein of 391 amino acids. The record is from RefSeq and is a predicted model, not a curated record. Gene Ontology annotation, molecular function: protein dimerization activity; RNA polymerase II cis-regulatory region sequence-specific DNA binding; DNA-binding transcription factor activity, RNA polymerase II-specific. Gene Ontology annotation, biological process: regulation of transcription by RNA polymerase II. The transcript is spliced from 11 exons. NCBI's taxonomy places the organism in Eukaryota, Metazoa, Chordata, Actinopteri, Scombriformes, Scombridae.